CUUUCAUUCCAGGAAUCUUUUUCUUGUCCGGAUUUUUACCGUUAAAAGUUCAUCAGAAGGACAGGACCAUACCAACCCUGUUGGUCUCAUCCAGAGACAUCUCUGUACUAACUUCUAGUCGAGAUCAGUUCUACUGUUGUAUCUGUCGAUUGCAGUAACAUGUCCUCUGAGGGGGCGGUGCCAGCAGCAGAACCCAGGUCACAUCGCCUCUCCGCCUGGUUUGACCCUGAAACUGCUGCGGUGGUGACCAUCCUGUUGGGGCUGGUCCAGGUGCUGCUGUCUGUCCCGCUCGCUUACACUGACCCAACUCUGCCAGAGCUCUUCAUACUGCCACUUGUCUUAGGAAUUGUAAUUGUGGCAGGAGGAUCAUUCACCAUGGCCAAUGAGAGGAACCCCAGCAGAUUACUGCUUCAAGGUUGUGCGUGCAGUAAUGUGGUUGGCCUGCUGGGGGCGCUGCUUGCCUUCUGCUUCUACUGCUACAGCUUGAGCACUGUGCACCAAGAAGAGCUGUGUGCGCCCAUUUCUUUUGACCGAUACGGACAUUCAAGUGAUGGCUGUCCCCUGGAGCUCCUGACGGCCUACUUCUGGAGUUUGACCCUGCUGCUGCUGCUGUACGACACUGGGGCUGUGGUCCUGCACUGCCUCCUGUCUGUCUCUGCCCUCAAAGCCCUCAAAACAGACUAAUACACACACACACACACACACACACACACACACACACACACAGGAAACACACAUGUUGUACGUGUUGAAUUACUCAUUAGCAGUAGAAUUGAAAAACACUUGUUACAGAUUUUUAAAAGUGUCGAUCCUGCAGAUUUCUCUUUUAGUGGAUUUGGUGACACAGUUUUCAUAAAGUUGAUCAAUGGAGUUCUAUUCACACCAACAUGUGUCCUGACAUCAUAGAGUGUAACAACAGUGGCAGGCAGGAAAUAAGUUCUUAGCACAGAAUUAAAUAGCCAGUAAAUAAGUGAUGAAAUAUUUAAAGCAGAAAUAAAAAGAAAAGAAAUGGAUUUAAUUGAUUUAACCACCAACAACCAAACAAGCUUUAAAAAAUGGAUUAUUUGAACACAGCCUACCAUGGCAUAAGUGAGAUAAGACAUGAAAAUAAUGUUAUUUUUAUAUCAUCACUGAUAUUAGAGCAAGACUGCUAGCCGAUAAAUCGGUAUAUAUGUGGUCUGAUCAGUAACUGUAAAUGUUAGUACAGAAAUGCUAAAGUAGGUUUGAGGUCAAACAGUUCGUCCACCAGAGAGCGCUGGCACGUCCCAAUCAGUAUACGUCUAAAACAAAUUCAUGAAUUCAUAAAUGAUGACUAUGUUAUGUGUUUAUGUUUAACAAAAAUAUUGUAGCCCAAUAUAUAAAUAAUUAUUUUAUUUAUUUAGUCUUUGCGACUCAACCGUGCGAUGAGGUCAGUAGAAGCCUGGAGCAGAAUGUGUUUUCCAGUAGUCGCACUAUUUAAAGAAUUCUUUGACAUUUUGGGAAAUAUGCAUAUUUUCUUUCUUAUUGAGAGUGAGAUGAGGAGACUGAUACCACUCUCAUGUCUCUACCUGUAAAUAUGGAGUCGGAGCCAGGAGGCAAUUAGCUUAGCUUAGCAUAAAGACUAGAAGCAGAGGGAAACAGCUAGCCUAAAAAUACCUACCAACACCUCUCAAGCUCAGUUAACAUGUUGACUCCCCCUAAAACCACACAUUGUUGUUACAUGUCUGUUUGUGUAUGAAUGAAACAAACAAAAUACAACUAGCUGUUUCCACCUUCUUCCAGUCUUUAUGCUAAGCUAAGCUUCUGGCUCCAUCACCGUACUUAACCCACAAACAUGACAGUGGUAUCAAUCACUCUCAGCAGGAAAGUUCGAGGCGUUCAAGGGAAAGUCUGUCAGUUUGGUCAAGUAGCCCCUGUAGCACUCUCCUCAUUCACCUGGAUUUCAUUACUGUAUGUGGAACUUUGGUCAGCUAGUUUUCUCUAGUGUCCUAGUGGCUAGUGGUUCCCAACCUGGGCAUCAGGACCCCACAAGUAUUUCUGUUAAUACUUCUGUUGACGUUUCGCUAUCUUUUCUGUGGGCCACAUAUCCCUUACCUGAUCAUCGCUCCAGCUCUUUGGAGCUCAGGUGAGACAGUCGGAAACUGGAACCAUUGAAUGACGAUUUCAAGAGAAAACAAAAACUUAUUACGAUUGCCGUCUUGUUUAUUUAGAAAAAACAUUCUGGCUACACUGCCAGCCCACAUAGCCAUGACAAACAUACCUCAGCAGGGAGCCAUAGCUGGCAUGGUGGUUAAAGGCAAGCAGCCUUAAAUAUAUCUACUAAAUACAAUUUUUGUGAAAGAUUGUGCACCAUGUUUUCCCUAAACCUCCAUCGUAUUUGUGAGAGCCUUAAUAAUGAGGAGCCCUGCUGAUGUGAAUGUAAACUUGGAUGUGGCUGGGCCUGGAGUACUACACACACACAACACAUUCAUUUUUGCAGCUCUAAAGCUAAACUAAGCAUUUUUUGCCAUUUGGGGGCAGAAAAAUUCACUAACAAGCUGACAAAUCCACAGCCUGACAUAUUAUUGCCUUAGAAAGUCGCUAUUGUAUUUGUUGGCACAAAUACAUAUUUACAUUUCCAACUGAUUCAAAGCAAAAGUAGCAUUCAGUCCAAUAUUCACUCUCUUUUAGCUCUGGUUUGGUCUCUAUCAACUCCUGAGAAAAGUAUCUGGCUCUUUAGCUGCUCGAUGUUUGACUUUAUUCAGCAGCCAGUCUCUAACAGUGUGUUUUUGCCAUCUGAUGCUGGACAGACUGUGUACAGUUGCUUUAUGGUUCAGUGUUUGUUAAAAAAAGCUGCCUGCUGGAAACAGCUGAGAAGAGCAGUAACCACAGAGUGCAUUUAGAACCAAACAAUGGAACUAAAACUAAGAGGCGAAAAUGAGAUAUUAUACAUCCUGUGGUAGAAGAAGAAACCCAGAUUAUUGGCGCUUCAAGCCAGGAUUCCAGUAGAAAUGUACAGUAAACGAAGGUUUUGCCAACUGACUUGUAAACACACAAUUCCUGCUAUGAUAGCGCUCUGCUAGCUACUACCUAAUAGCUAACGGUCAAGUGUGGUUUUUAUAUGAUGGGCACGGCUAAUUAUGUAUGAUUGGAUAAAUGUAUGUUUACGCCUUUAAUCACAGAUUGAGUCAUCCAAAUGAUUUGAAUGUUUUACAGGAAAAGAGAGGGAUUUUGAUAUAAAAACACAAAUAUAUUUGGCAUGUAGCCUACCUGUAGAGAUAAACAACUGAGGGACGCAGGAUUAGAACUUGGAAAAUGUAUUUUCAAUAUCACUGUGUCUUUAAAUCAAUCUCUUGGUCUGGAGUUGGAAUGCUUAGGACCAAAUUCAGAGACCAUAUGUCUGAUAUAUACUUAAAGUGACUGGUUAACCUUUUCAGGGCAGGAAAUAUGAAUAUGUGACAAAAUGACAAAAGUGUAUCACUGUAAAUAUAACAGAUAUAUAUAUAACAGAAUCUAUCAUCACACUUGCUCUUCAUGAAUCUGUGCAUAUUGUUUUACCCAUAGCAGAUGUACUGAAACACUUCAGUUUGGGGAAAUCGACGUUACCUGAUGUAACUGCAGUUUUAUGAGAAUGCGCACAGCC
Messenger RNA from Siniperca chuatsi (mandarin fish), 3601 nucleotides. RefSeq lists its product as uncharacterized. Gene Ontology annotation, cellular component: membrane. The transcript is spliced from 6 exons. Bases 160 to 684 code for a protein of 174 amino acids. Lineage: Eukaryota; Metazoa; Chordata; Actinopteri; Centrarchiformes; Sinipercidae. The record is from RefSeq and is a predicted model, not a curated record.